AUGAUUCACAACGCUACUUUAUUCAGUCUGUGUUUAUUGAUCAUGAAUGGUGUGUUUGGUGCAGAUAUAGAUGCAGUGAAGUCAGUAUCAGUGACUGAAGGAGAUUCUGUCUCUCUAAACACUGGUGUUAAUGAAAUACAGAGAGAUGAUAUGAUUCUGUGGAUGUUUGGACCUAAAGAGACUCGCAUAGCUGAAAUCUAUAAGCAGAACAUUGAUAUGCUUGAAUAUAAUAAGAUAUUUGAAGACAGACUCCAGGUGGACAAUCAGACUGGAUCUCUGACCAUCAGAAACAUCAGAUCUGAACAGUCUGGACUUUAUAAACUACAGAUCAUCAGGAACAGAGGAACUUCAUACAAGAGAUUCAAUGUUACUGUCUAUGCUCCUCUGCCUGUUCCUGUCAUCACCAGUAACUCUUCAAACUGUUCUUCAUCAUCAUCAUCAUCUUCAGGAUCAUCAGUGUCUAGAUGUUCACUGCUGUGUUCAGUUGUGAAUGUGGGUGCUGUGACUCUCUCCUGGUACAAAGGAAACAGUUUAUUGUCCAGCAUCAGUGUGUCUGAUCUCAGCAUCAGUCUCUCUCUACCUCUGGAGGUGGAAUAUCAGGAGAACAACACCUACAGCUGUGUGAUCAACAAUCCCAUCACAAACCAGACUCAACACAACAUCAACAUCACUCAACUCUGUCACACGUGUAAAGGUUCAGCUUCAGAAACCGGAUCGUUUGUUGCAGCAUUAAUAUCUGCGGUAGUACUGGCUAUGCUAGCAAUUGUGAUGUGCUAUCUUUACAGGAAAUACAGACAAUCAAGACCAAAAGGCAGGUCUUCUCUUAAGUUAAUGCAACAAGCAUAUGUGCAUUCAUGUUUUUAUAACUGCUAUUAAU
Carassius auratus (goldfish) is the source of this 877-nucleotide messenger RNA. Its product is annotated as SLAM family member 9-like. The record is from RefSeq and is a predicted model, not a curated record. The transcript has 4 exons. NCBI's taxonomy places the organism in Eukaryota, Metazoa, Chordata, Actinopteri, Cypriniformes, Cyprinidae. Bases 1 to 876 code for a protein of 291 amino acids.